Messenger RNA from Bufo gargarizans (Asiatic toad), 2473 nucleotides. It is a transcript of the gene STX16, whose product is annotated as syntaxin 16. Gene Ontology annotation, molecular function: SNAP receptor activity; SNARE binding. Gene Ontology annotation, biological process: vesicle-mediated transport; intracellular protein transport; vesicle fusion. Gene Ontology annotation, cellular component: membrane; SNARE complex; endomembrane system. The record is from RefSeq and is a predicted model, not a curated record. The transcript has 9 exons. Lineage: Eukaryota; Metazoa; Chordata; Amphibia; Anura; Bufonidae. The coding region runs from base 210 to 1277 and encodes 355 amino acids.
GGAGGACAUUAUUCCCAGUUGCGCCCCGGUUCUGCCGGAAGUGGCGGACGUGUUUCCCCGGUUCAGGUUCCUGGCGGAAGUGCUGGGAUGCGGGCUGUCGGUGCCGCGGUGUCAGGCGGCGGGUGUAAUAGGCCGUGUGGCCGGGGUGUGUGAGCGGCGUGGACUGGGAGGGCGGACAGGCUUAGUGGCCUCUCGAGCCGGCUAAGAACAUGGCCACUCGCCGCCUGACCGACGCCUUCUUAUUAUUGCGGAACAAUGCCGCCCAUAACCGGCACAUUCUGGCCGAGCAAGUGAGUAGUCCCAGCCGCCCGGGGAGCACGCAGAGCCGCGGAGCGGUGAGUCUCCGGCCCGGGGUGUGCCCGCAUCAGAGAUCCCCAAGGAAAGCUGGGAUCCGGGGGAUGGGGUCAAAGUGUGCACGUGUGGGACCCUGUGAGCUCGAUGAGCUGGCAGAUGAUCGUAUGGCCUUGGUGUCAGACAUUAGUCUGGAUCCAGAAGCUGCCAUUGGAGUCACCAGACGACUGUCUCCAAAAUGGGUGGAUGGAGUGCAAGAGAUCCAGUAUGAUGUUACACGUAUUAAACAGAAGAUGAAGGAACUGGCCAGCUUACAUGACAAGCACUUAAACCGACCAACGUUAGAUGACAGCACAGAAGAGGAGCACGCCAUCGAGAUCACAACACAGGAGAUCACACAGAUGUUCCACCGGUGUCAGAGGGCAGUGCAGACUUUACAGAGCCAAGUGCGGAACUGUACAGAGCAGGAGGAGCGAGUGUUACGCAACGUGGUCUCCUCACUGGCACAGUCUCUCCAGGACCUCUCUACAAACUUCAGACAUACCCAGUCUGACUAUCUGAAGAGAAUAAAGAACCGAGAAGAAAGAUCAAAGCAUUUCUUUGACACUUCUGUUCCCCUCAUGGAUGAUGGAGAGGACAAUACGUUGUAUGAUAGGGGGUUCUCCGAUGACCAGCUUGUUUUAGUGCAGCAGAAUACACUAAUAGUGGAGGAGCGGGAACGGGAGAUCCGUCAGAUUGUGCAGUCCAUCUCCGACCUAAAUGAGAUCUUCAGGGAGCUGGCAACCAUGGUGGUGGAGCAGGGCACAGUUCUUGACAGGAUUGACUACAAUGUCGAGCAGUCCUGUGUUAAAACCGAGGAAGGGUUAAAACAAUUGCACAAGGCAGAGCAGUACCAGAAAAAGAACCGCAAGAUGCUGGUCAUUUUAAUUCUGUUUGUCCUUGUGAUUGUUCUAAUCGUUGUGCUCAUUGGUGUAAAGUUUAAGUAGGUCAUUUGCAUUUGUUUGGAUUGUUCGGUUCGGACACUCCUGUGAAUUCAGAGGGUUAUUUUUUUGCCCUCGUGCCUUCCCGUGUGUUCGUCAAAAUCAGCAUUUCAGGUUUUUCAAGAGCUGAAGUCAUUUUUAAACACUGAAGAAGCCCCGUUUCUGUUUAUUGUGCGGACGUUUUACUUGGUUACUGCGAAUUAUGAUAAUUUCUGAAGAAUUCAUACAAUGGACUUUGGACCAAAGCAGUGGUGGGCUCAAAUUUUGCACUAUCUGCAUGAAAAGAACAAUAUUGCUUCACAUGGGGCCAGGAACAGAUGAAAAGAUUUAAUUGCUUUCUGUGAAUCCACUCUCAGGCUUGACCUAUAGGGACCGCCUUGUAACAGGGAUAUAUAAUGAACUUGCGAGGGGGAGUCUGUAUCUCAGGCGUAGCAAUGAUGUAUCAAGCCUCCUUGAUUAUCUAGGUUAGUGGUUGAGACUCAGAAGGAUGAUCCUCUGGAUGCCAUAUCAUGACAGUUGGCUACCAUCACGACACAGAAGCCAAAGUUGCUGGUGACAUGGAUGCUGUAGUUUCUUCCAGAGGUGCUGGUGGCAGCAAUCAUCUGGAUCUAUGGUGAAAGGUCAGUGGGCUCCAGGGCUCACAUAUCAUCGCUACCCUUGCACCCCCCACUUAGACCGCUGCCUGUGAUUUCUGUACCUAAACCAGUUACUUAAACUGCAAUUUCCAGGUCACGAGGAAAUAUACAUCUCAAAGAAGGUCUGUCUUCUUGAUGGGUUUCUAUUAAAAAGGUCUUAUGGGUUCAUGUAAAUUUCAUAAUAUUAAAAGGUCCUGCAACUUUUUGAUAUACUUUUUGUAUUUCAAUGCCACAACUUUUUUAAAGGGCAUUUGUCAGCAGAUCUGUACCUAUGAAUCUGGCUGACCUGUUACAUGUGCGCUUGGCAGCUGAAGGCAUCUGUGUUGGCUCCAUGUUCAUAUUUGCCCACUAUGUUGAGAAAAGUUAAGUUUUAAUAUAUGCAAAUGAGCAACAGGGGCGUUGCCUUUUCUCCUUGAGGCUCUACUUUCUCAACAACCUGCGUGCCUUCUCCACUUUGACAGGAUCAGGCGUUAUGAUGUUUUCACUGCGUGGCCCUGUCAAAGUGGAGAGGGAGAGAGUAGAGCCUCUAGGUGCAAGGCCAACCCCCUGUUGCUCCUAAAGGCUCAU